Messenger RNA from Phlebotomus argentipes, 4744 nucleotides. RefSeq names its product beta-1,4-mannosyltransferase egh. NCBI's taxonomy places the organism in Eukaryota, Metazoa, Arthropoda, Insecta, Diptera, Psychodidae. Gene Ontology annotation, molecular function: beta-1,4-mannosyltransferase activity. The transcript has 3 exons. Gene Ontology annotation, cellular component: cytoplasm. The coding region runs from base 2018 to 3391 and encodes 457 amino acids. The record is from RefSeq and is a predicted model, not a curated record.
AUUUAUCGAUGUGGAUAAUUGCGUGCUCAUUAUAAAGUACGAAACGAGUUUUCCCUUGUCGCAAAGUUGGCCAGCAUUGUUGGAUUCUACACAGCAACAGAAAGAACAGUGACGUUGUGAAUCGGAAAAGCCUGAGACGUUGCCUGAGUCACUCAAAAUCACGUCUGCAUGUGCGGCGCAUCGCGUGAUAAUCAUGUCACUAAUUUAGAAAAUAUAAAGUUAUGUAUACAGCAUUGAUUUACAGCCAAACGAGAGUCUAUCGCCCCAUACAAUGAAUUCCUAUCGUGACCUUUGGCCUUGCUCUAGUUGAUGUGACUCAUAGCAUUUUUAAAUAAAUACCAGCGGCGACAGGAACAUAUGGCACAAAUUCCAAUAUUCUCUCCUCGUCCACAAAACUCUUCGUACGAAAUGAUGUUACCUCUUUGAUAAAGCGCUGUCGACACAGCGAUUGAAUCACUAUGACAAAAAGCUUCUAGAUAAGGCAUUUCUUCAUCAACCGGUGAUCUUCCAAAUUGCCAAACAAAUAAAAGGCACACAAUGGCCAGCAUUAAUAGUUGGCCUGAGAUGGCAAGAGUUGCAAAAAACGACCUCCAGGAGUUAUAGUGUUAAAGUGGGGAUGACAAAAAGAGUUUUUGUACAAGAAAACGACGAAAAAAGCGAAAAUGUAAACAAAACAAAUAGUGGACGCACAUAAGUAGCCGUAGCUUUAUCGCAUAGUGUUGUAUAUGUAAUUCUUUCGAAAUUCCUCUACUAUUAAUUGGCUGAACUUGUACUUGUUUCAGUAUUUUUUAUUACUCGAGGCAUUCAAAUGCUAGAAUAAUUGUGAAUCUAUUUUAAGAGAAAUCUUCGCACUUGUGCAGAAAUUGUGGUUUAGCCAAAAUGUAUAUUUACUGAGUUUAUGAUUGAGCAUUUAACACUUCAGUCGAUAUCCUUAUUCUAGCAUGCUUAAUGCUCGCCAGUUGAUGAAUAAGAUCAAACAUUGUAAGAUAUUUAUAUAAUAAUAUAAAAUAUUUAAAACAGAACUUAGAUAACGCUGAGAGCAGAUGAACAUUUUGAUUUAUUUAUUUAACUAUUUAUAUUACUCAAUAAAUUAGCUUGACCGAAGAUCGAUCUGUUUAAAACUGCUUGCUAAAUAGUAUCUAUAAUUAAUUUCACUCUGCCGACAAUUUUAUUAUCAGUGAAACCAAUCUAAUUUUUCCAUUCACCUGAAAUUGAUAAAUUUCAUUCCACCAUUUGUUAGUUUCUGUUAUCCUUAAUGCAUUUUCCAUUAACAACUACGUAAAAUCGACAUAUUUCGUUUAUUAUAUGACAAUAAUAGUGAAACUCAUCGUAUUUGUACAAUCUACUGAUGCAAUUGAACGUACACAAGAUUUGAAGUAUUUGUUCACUAAUUGACUUCUCCAUUGAGAAAAAAAACAUACUAAAUGCUCAAAAACAAGGUAGAAAUAUCAAAUAAAUAAACCUCUAUUUCGCUUAUCUCAUUUAUUGUGCAUGGAAAAAAGUAAUAUUCUGCUUCUCUCCAAUCAGUCCAGAGAAAGUGCAUUUUCUACCUUUGCAACGGUUGCUGCAUUAAUAGGUUUUGCUUUUAAACAACCAUCUCAUGCUUCUUCAGCUUUAUUUCCCUUUUCUUAUACACUUUCUGCCACUGCGCGCCUUUUUGUGCCAAAUUAAAAUAUAUACACUAUUGUUUGCAACAAUAAUCAUCAUUUCCAAUUACAACGUGUAGGCAACAUAAUAGAAUUGCUUUGAGCAGAAUAUUCCUGAGCAUUUAGGAAGAAGAGCCGUCACGAAAAUGCUCUCGUAGCUCUCAAGAGUGGUAAUCUUGGACAUCACAAGCGGUCAGUGAAGCGAACGUGAGCGCUACAAUUGAUCCCACACACACUGUGCUUGAGCGUUGCAUAAGGGCGGGCAAGAGAGGAGUGCAGCAACUGCAGCCGUGAUUGACGCAUCAAAGCGCCAGCGAAUUGGCGGGCAAAAGACAACCGGAAGACAAGUGCAUUGAAUCUGAAAGGGUAUCAUGAGAUCGACAGUGAAGCACUUGUUGCACUGCACUUUCCUUGUCGUGUUCAUUGCCGCCUUUGAAGUAUACUCUGGAGCGAUACGCCUCGAUCCGGACGCCUUCAUCACGAUCGAUCCGCGCGAAGCGUACGGGGACAUUGGGUGUGUUGCCCUCUAUUUCUUGCGCCUUCUCACACUCCUGACACUGCCGCAGGUGUUCUUCAACUUCUGCGGUCUCGUCUUCUACAAUGCCUUCCCGGACAAAGUUGUACUUAAGGGAUCGCCACUGCUGGCGCCCUUCAUAUGCAUACGCGUGGUGACACGCGGGGACUUUGCAGAUUUAGUUAAGACCAAUGUCAUGAGGAACAUGAACCUGUGCUUGGACACAGGCUUGGAGAAUUUCCUCAUUGAAGUCGUCACCGACAAGCCACUCAAUCUGCCUAAACAUCGACGAAUACGCGAAAUAGUCGUGCCGAAGGCAUAUAAAACAAAAAGUGGAGCCCUGUUCAAGUCACGCGCUCUGCAGUAUUGUUUAGAGGAUUCUGUGAAUGUACUAAACAACAACGAUUGGAUUGUGCACCUGGACGAGGAGACACUCCUCACGGAAAACAGUAUUCGUGGUGUGACGAAUUUCGUGCUGGACGGCAAGCAUCCUUUUGGUCAGGGACUCAUUACGUAUGCCAAUGAGAACGUUGUAAACUGGCUAACAACACUUGCGGACAGUUUCCGUGUGAGUGACGACAUGGGAAAGCUGCGCUUUCAAUUUAAAUUUUUCCACAAGCCCCUCUUCAGUUGGAAAGGAAGCUACGUCGUGAGUCUGGUGGCCGCCGAGAGGGACGUGACUUUCGACAAUGGAAUCGACGGCUCCGUGGCUGAGGAUUGCUACUUUGCGAUGCGCGCCUUUAGCAUGGGCUACACGUUCAACUUCAUCGAGGGCGAGAUGUACGAGAAGAGCCCUUUCACGCUCAUGGAUUUCAUUCAGCAGCGCAAGCGGUGGCUCCAGGGAAUCCUGCUGGUGGUGCAUUCCAAGGGGGUGCCGCUCAAGUACAAAUCCCUCCUGCUGCUCAGCAUCUAUUCCUGGGUCACGAUGCCACUGGCCGCCUCAAAUAUCAUCUUUGCCGCCCUCUAUCCCAUCCCGUGUCCGCAGUUCUUUGACUUCCUCUGCGCCUUCAUCGCCGCCGUGAACAUCUACAUGUACAUCUUCGGCGUGAUAAAGUCUUUCUCGCUCUAUCGCUUUGGGCUGGUGAAAUUUAUUUUAUGUGCCGCCGGCGCGAUAUGCACAAUUCCUAUAAAUGUCAUGAUAGAAAAUAUAGCCGUGAUUUGGGGUUUGAUGGGAAAGAAGCACAAAUUCUAUGUGGUCCAAAAAGAUAUUAGGCCUCUGGUCACAGUGUAAAGUAGGAGGUGAUCAAUCACAUUAGACACGAUAACUAAUUCUCUACUGUACAUAUAGACACAAGUAGUGUAUAAGGGAAAUUGCAGCAUGUGUGCUUUUAAUGCAAGUAAAGGGACAAUUUUUUACAUUGUCACGUGAAAUUUUCAUAGAAUUUCUGUUUAUGUUUCAUUUUAUUCUUUCGAAUAAUUUUUGCACCAAAUAUUUAAAAUUAUAAGUGAAAUUUUAGGUGGUAAAUUUUGCAAUAAGUAUUUGUUUACGCGUGAAAAAAAAUGUGAAGUGUGCGAGAGGGCUUGUUACACAUCUAAAUAUAAAGAAAAAAAAUUUAGUAUUAGUAGAAGUAUGGAAAAAGCUUCAGAUUAUAUUCAAUAUUUAUUGAAGGAAUCACAAACCAUCGCUUUGAAGGGAAUUUUUUAUUUCUAAAAUUCAAGUCCGCCCACGAGACUUUGAUAUCAAGCUUCCAUCCAACGCAAAUGUUAUAUAGUUUGUAACUUAUAUUACUGAUUACUUGCAAUUAGUGAUGUUUUAUUGUUCAAUAUGCAACACCCAACUUAAUUUUCAAGCCAGAGGAAACUCAUAUUUUGCUAGUGAAUCAUUUUUUAAACCAUUUGUACAGUCUAUAAAUACCGUGAGCAGAUAAUAAAAGAGUGCUUAAUGCUGAAGUACAUAAAAAGAAAGGUGUUAUUUCUUAUAGAAGCUGCGCAAGAUCAAAAAAUAAAAAGAGUAAAUCAGGCUCUAGAAAAGAGAUACAAAUUGACAAAUGUAUUGAAUCUCUCGACAAGAAAACAAACGACUUUUUAUUUUAGUAUUGUGAGUAUUGUACUGAUCUACACUUACUAUGCGUUAUGACAUUCCCACAUUCGCUAAAUUUAUGAUUUUUUGGGCAAUAAGAGUUGAGAAAACAAAAAAUGUAAAAGGAAUGUUAAAAAAUUAGCAAAGACCAUUUAGAAGAGUAUACCCAGAAAUAUAAUGCGUUAGAGUAGAGAGAAACGGGAAGUUUAACACAAAUUAGCUCGGCAAUAGAGAAAAUUCGAAUAUGUUAAGACUAUAUGUAGGUAAUAAAAAUCUAGUCGCGUUUUUAUCACUUGCAGACGUUGUAAAUAUAUAUUUUACAUAAUGUCGGAAGUUAGAUUACUUCCAGGGACUCACGAGGAACAAAUAGCAGAACAAAUAGCUACAUUGAUUGAUUGAUUCAAAAAGAUGCUUUGAUUUCGCCGUGAAGCAUGUAAAGCUCUCAAAAUGAGAGUUCUUUGAUCAAAAUUAACAUAGGAUUUCUUACUUAAUUGUUGAAGAAGUAAUGCAAUUGAGAGCUGUAAGGAUGUGAACAUUUUGAAAUAAAAAUUACUAUGUGCAGAA